AUGCCACCACCCAAGACAAAGGUCGCCUGCAAGUCGUGUCACUCGCGCCGAGUACGCUGUGAUCGAACGCAGGAGACGCCCUGCUCUCGCUGUCGCUCCACUGGACAGGAGUGCGAGCCGAUUGUGUCGAAACGCGGAAAACAUAAGCGCGAACUCUUGAGGCGCUCCGGGUUCAGGCAUUCAUUUGGCCCGGUGCCUGGUGCUUCAGAGUCAGGCACAGAUGUGACUUCCUUGUCGACUCCAGCGACGUUUGCGAGCGAGAGGAGUGCGCGAGAAUCUAUCGCCACGUAUACCUCACGCGCCAAUACCACUGAAUAUAAGAGCGGUCGCACCAUCUACUAUGGCGACUACUUCAACCUCGAGUACACACGCAGGGAGCUCGAUGAGAGCCACGAAGACUAUAACCCUCGCAUGAGCAACACCCGCCUUGCACACGUUGACCGGCUGGGAUCGCCUACGAGGCGGUUUGUUGACGACUAUUUCUGCAGGGAGCGUGCGCGUCUAGAUGAACUAGGCGCAUUUGACACGCUUAACAGGAAUACUAGGGAUAAACUCCUCUGUACUUUUUUUGAGAUGAUAAAUCCGGUGGUCCCCAUUAUUGACCGUAAGGACUUCCUCAGCAAACUAGAAACAGGCCAUGUUUCACAGCUCCUGCUGCAAGCCAUGUAUAUGGUCUCAUUCUUACACAGCGAUCCGUCAAUUAUAGCGGACGCCGGGUUCGGUAACAGGUAUAUGGCUGCAUUUACAUGCUACCACCGGGCAAAGGCGCUUUACGAUGCAGGAUAUGAGACAGAUGCCGUUGCGGUGAUCCAGGCGCUUCUAUGUCUGUCCUUUUGGUGGGAGACUCCAACGCAACAAAAGGACAUGUGGUAUUGGACCGGGAUAAGUGUGAACCUUGCGCAGUCUUUAGGAAUGCAUCAAGAGUAUACAUACUUGUCCUUGGACCAGAGGAAGAGCAAACUAUGGAGGCGGCUGUGGUGGACUAUAUAUGGUCAUGACAUCUCCACUGCAGUGCAGCUAGGACGUAUCCCACAUGUGAACGACGCGUAUUGCACGACAAGAUUAGUGACAGAACAGGAUUUUGAUGAUGAUGAUGAUAAUGAUGACCCUCCUGAUAGGUUCGGUGGAAACGCGACAAAAGAGACUCGGCUGGAAUCCGUCUAUCUGGCGGACCUUUGUCUACGGGUGAGCGGCUGUUAUCGAUCGCUAUAUACCGGGAACUCAGACCCAUCAACAGCGUUAGGGAACAUGAAAGCUUUAGCGGAGUGGAAGACCUCGUUGCCAUUAGAGCUGCAGUGUCGAACAACCCUUACACUACAUAAUGGACUAUUCGCCGCAUUGCUCAACCUGACGUAUUUUUGCUUUGAGAUUAUCCUGCGCCGCAAUCAUUUUCGGAACCCCGAGAUGAUGACACCGGGGACUCCCGUAUUCGAGGCAGCGGUCGAGAUUGUCAGGGUACUGGAAAAUAUUCUAACAGCAGAGCUCAUAACCGCUUGCCCUUUACGACUGCUACCGCCAACAUUUGCAGCAUUGUCUGUACUCAUUUUGAAUAUGCGUCUCCCUGCGCGCGAGGUAAAUGAAGUUUCAAAGCAUCGAGCACGACUAUGCAUGCUGGUCCUAAGUAAGCUGGUCGACCACUGGCCACCUGGACUUUUAUAUUAUCGGCUAUUUGCACGAAUCCUCGCCGCUCGGGGCUGUGAAGUUCCGGAUGAACCUCCGCCACCAGCCGGCAUCAAUGAGCAACCGACCGAGUUUUGUCCUCCAGUGGUGGAAGGGCACUACAGCUUCCCAACGACGAGCGACUUUCUGAUAAGCAACACUAUGGCUGGCGAAGCCGAACUAAUCGGAGUGAACUCGCUCUUCCCGUUUUCAGCCUUUCUUAAUGAGGAGUUUAUCGAGAACGAUCUAAAUCCAAUGCGCUCUGCCAACAAUGACUCUCUCCAGCCAUGA
Molecule: messenger RNA, 1950 nt
Organism: Aspergillus nidulans FGSC A4
Lineage: Eukaryota; Fungi; Ascomycota; Eurotiomycetes; Eurotiales; Aspergillaceae
Product: Zn(II)2Cys6 transcription factor
Exons: 7
Coding region: 1-1950 (649 amino acids)
Biological process (GO): DNA-templated transcription; regulation of DNA-templated transcription
Cellular component (GO): nucleus
Molecular function (GO): zinc ion binding; DNA binding; DNA-binding transcription factor activity, RNA polymerase II-specific
Source: RefSeq, a predicted model, not a curated record